GCCGCUUUAGGCCGUCUGUUUAGGAAGAACAUGUCGAAUGACAAUGGCAAUGAGGUUCAGAACAGGCGAACAGAGUUGCGCGUGACGAAUGCCAGGAGAGAAUGGAUUAGAUUGCCCUCUGCGGAGGAGGUUACGUCGGAGCUUUCUUCUGCUUUGGUCGAUGGGGAAUAUAUCUGGAAGAAGCAGCUUGAAAUUAUACAGGAGGCAGCAGCAAAUCUUACGAGAGCCAAAAAACUUAGACCGAAGGGCGGUGGGAACGAUGGCGGCUAUGGCGGCGGCUAUGGCUUAAUACUACCCAAGGCACAAGUUGAUGAUGGAGGUGGUGGUGAGGAGGAGGAGGAGUUUUACGAUGAUCAGGCAAAGGAGAUCCAGACGGUUUAUGCGGAAAGCUGUCCCUCGGAGGUGGUCGGGCGUGGGAAUGAAGUGAACUCCUGCGGCGGAGAGUCGCUAAGGACGAAUGAGAACCAGCUGCUGCUGGUUGCAGAGUGGUAUCUUGUUGGUGUUUCCCCGCCUCGCGCUGACAGUGACGAUUGCGGAUUCGAUCCCUCAAUCGGCGGCGGCGGCGGCGGCGGCGGCGCUGGUGUCGGGUUACCGAACGGCAGCGGAUGGUUGGCGGAAGGUGGUGAAAGCGUUAUUGACAUUGGCAGCCGCCACGUGGUCCCAGGUGGCGGCGGCGCCGCCGGAGUUCGUGUUGGCGGACUCCUUCUCUCUGGCCCUGGAUGUCCUUCAUUGACUGGAUCUGUCUACUUGAGUCAUCGUGUGGUCAGAAGGAUCACGAAGCGCCUGUUGCUGACUGCGGCGGGAACGCGGAUUGAACUCUACGGCCUGCCGGACAUCAUGGCGGGCGGUCUCCUCAAUGAGAACGGCGGCGGCGUCGUUGCUGAACGUGUCCUACCUUGUUUUCUGGAUGGAUUCCCAGUUAAUUGGCGGGAAUUACUGGGUAUGACAUUGUGGUCAGGCGCAAGGGGAAGGGGAGGAAGAAAGAUUUCCGCCUGUAAAAACGCUUCCGAACGGGGGAAGAGUGGCCGUUUGCUUCCGCCCGUGCGUCCUCCUUGCGCCGCCGGCGGGGGGGAUGAUCAUGCGCUCGGCGCAAAGAUGGCGGACACUAGCGGAACUGCGCGGGAGAUCGGAAAGAAGAUUCCGCUCUGUUGGCGGAAGGAUGGGGAGGGUCUUGCAGCUACCGCGUCUAACCAUGAAGAAGGAACAGCGAGAGAGACAGAGAGGAGGGGGGAAGGAGCGCGCAGGAAGAGGGAAAGUGCCGCCGAUGGAGUGGAGUUCCAGGAGUCGGCAGCGGUACUGAGAAGUGCGGCAACCAUGGAAGAGGAGGACGGGGAUGAUGAUGACCAGAACCUAUAUGAUAAUGACGUGGAUCCCGCAGCGUCGCUGCCUGGUGAAGAGAAGGAUGCGAAGAGUCCUGGAAGGCGUGAGGACGAUGCCAACUGCUCGACGACUGCGGGCAUAGCAGUCAUCAAUAAUAAUCAUAAUAACGACAACAACAACAAUAAUAACAAUAAUAAUAAUGAUAAUAAGAAUUGUAAUACUGAUAAUAAUAAUAAUAGGAUUAGUGAUAGCAACGAUGAUGAUAACAAUACUAGUACUGAUAGUAGGGGUAAUAAGAAUAGUGGGAGAACGAGAGGAGGAGAGGAUGAUGAUGACAGGAAACGUGAUGUCGGCUUGGUGGAAAGAGGCAAUGAUUAUUGCGUGAGUAGUGGGGAAAGAGCGGCGGAAGGUCGGAGCGCGUGCGGUGCGGGCGGCGGGGAUGGCCGCGCUGGGAGAGGGAAGUCGAUCUCCGUCCGGAGAGGGGUGGCGGGAAGCAAUGUCACCUCCCCCUCGUCAAUGCGAGGGGUACUCCGGGAUCGCGACUUGCCUCGUGCCCUAGAUCGGGAAAUGAAACUGUGCGAGGAUCCCGUCGCACGCGUCCAGAGUUCAAGUGCCGCCCGCUCUAGCUCGUUAGAUGUCGCUCAGGAAUGCCGCCCAUGUCGUUUCCAGGGCGAUUGCGCAAAUGUCGGAGUGGGGAAUAUGGGCGGCGCUGUCAUUACGAGCAUUCCCCCCGAGGACGAGGGCUUGCCACGUGCGCAAGAUGAUCACCACCGAGGCGUUUCCGGGGCCGAUCCGCCGCGUCACGAGGCUCAGAAGUUGGCGGGAUCAGUGUUGGCGGGAUCGGUUGAAGCAGCGGAUGGGUGUAAGGGCGGAAUUGGGACCACGAGCGGGGAAGCGUGUGUGGCAGGAAAAUGGGUGUGGUGGGGCUCAAAAGGCCCCGGGAUGGCGCCGGAGGCGAGAGACGACGCCCCAUCGGCGGCGGCGGCGGCGGAGAAGGCGCGCACUGUAGACGACGACGGUGUUUCCUCCUUACUUGCGGUGGACUUGUCCCUCCCCGAAGGUAUGUCGCCUAUAGAAGGCCUCGACCAUAUGCCGGAACGGUGGUAUAGCGGGCAAACGGCGGAAGCUAGCGGGCAAACGGCGGAAGCUAGCGGGCAAACGGCGGAAGCGAGCGGGCAAACGGCGGAAGCUAUCCUCUCAACGGCAGCGGGGAUGGUGGGAUUGACUGACAGUCAAUGGGCCGGCAAUUUGGGCGUUAAUGGGGGUAAAAGCGUAGUGUUAGAUCUGACCGGCGCUCGGAGCAAUGGUGAGGAGUGUGAAGACGAUUACUCCGACGAAGGGGAGGGGGAGAAGAGCGCGGGAAAGAGGUGGAGUGGGUCGGGGGGUUGCUGUGCGGGGAGGAUGAGCCCCAUUGACCUGGAAUCGACGUCUUUUCACGACGACGGGAGGGGGGCAGAACAGGCCUUGCAUGCUGGCAUAGACGCGGCUCUCGUUGGAACGCAUAGCUGGAUGGAGGACCUGGAGAUGGGUACAGGGGAUGACAUUAUAUCGCGAGACUUGAAGAUAACGGACGGUCGGGAUCUCCGAUCACCUGAUGCUGCUACAUCUCACAAGGACGGGAGAUGUCCCAUCAUACGUCCGAUCGAGCAGCACUCGCCGCCGCCGCCGCCGCCAGGCCACGUGGGCAAGCGCUCUGCGCCGCCAACAGGAUCGGACGAUCCGUCGUGUGGUGCCGCGGCGAACGCUCAUGACCGACAGCUAGUGAUUGGUGAUGGGGAGGAUGGUGGGUCCAAUCUCGUCUCUACAAGGGAGACUGAGGUGGUUGUUGCAAAAGGAGGAAGACAAGGCGGGCCAGGGGACGGUGGAGAAGGACCUGGAUUACUGGAUGGGGUGGAGGGGGUUUUGGGAGAUGAGGUUGGCGGGAAAGCAGGCGGCGGAGCAAGUGAGAUGCGGUUGGCGGGAAUACAUCAACCUGAUGGCCAUUCUCGGGGUGCAACAGAAGAUGGGCGAAGAAGAGGGCGAGGAAUAACUCGUCGAAGAGGCGACGAGAUCGGGAAGGAAAUGGAGAUGGCUGAUGGGAUGGGAGGUGCAGGCGCCAGUCUGACGAAGAACGGAAAUGAUGCUGUUGUGGUCACCGCGAGAGGAGGGGGGGAGGUUGGCGGCGGGGAGGAGGAAGAAGUGUGCGCCCGGCGGAGAGCUCCGCUUGGUCGGCGACCUGGGAGAAGAGAAGUGGGGCGAAGAGAGAAGACGAUGAUAGGCAUGGAGGAGGUGAAGUCCGGAGACCCGAGGCCGAGAGAUGGACAGACAGCAAAGGAAAGGGCCCAAGGAGAGGGAGAGAGGAACGUAGUAGACGAAGAUGCAGAGAUGGAAGGGCAUCAGAUGGGUAGGAGUGGGUCAGCAGCUGAAGAAGACGAAGAGAGUCUUUCUGUAGGCGGGCUGGCACGGACGGGCGACGAUGGUGAGAGAGCCUCACGACGAUGCACCGCCAAAAACGUGAAGUCUUCAACGAGAAAUAGCGAUGCACACGCGGAAGAGAGGGGGGAGCGGGCUCAAAUGCCACCGCCGCCCAGGACAAGGACAAAGAAGAGAAGAGCGGGCCGCACCGUCAUCUACAGAACGAAGCGGCAGAGGAAACGUCAAUCAGCAGCAGCACGGGGGGUUUGCACAGAUGGAAAUCUGGAACCUCCUGACUCGGAUGAUAUCCGCCGUCCCGAUCCGGAUCUCGAACCCGAUCCUGUUCCCGGUCAUCAGCCGCCGUCUUGCGACCGCGCCGUUCCGCCGGUUGUCGGCGUUGACCUGCCGCGGCGUUCCGCUGGACGAGGGGGAGAACGUGUAGCGCGUGCGGUCUCUUUGACUGACGUGGAGGACUCACAGGGAGGGAGCGAGGAAGGAGAUGGGAGAGGGGAGGAAAUAGAGGUGGUCCAAGAAAUAGGAGAUGGAGAUCGAGGAGAAAGAAGAGAAGGACCAAGGGCCUGCGAAGCAGAAGUACUUGUCCCUGCGCUGCGAUAUUCCUCGACGACGAAUAAAGAGGGCGGAGAGGAAGUGAACUGUUGGCGGACAAGGGGAGAAGAAGGGAAGAUCCGUUCAUCGUCAAAGAAUAAGGAGGGUGGGAAUAAAGGAAAUGCGGCACGGAGAAGGGGAGAGAAACCUGAGUCACGCGUAGCGAGACGGAAGUUGCUGCAGCCACCGGCCGAGGAGGAGAGGGAGGACGAGCAGGGCAUGAAGGGUAAUGCGACUAAUACUGUGCAAGAGGGAGAGAAUGAUGGAGAGGUGGGUGGGUUGGGAUCUAGAAUCGAAUGCGCCGUGGAGGCUAUGGCCACGAUUGCCUCAAGAGAGGAGGGGCCCGACGAAGGGAACUUACCGGAGACGAGCGGGGAAGAAGAGACGACGGAGGCAGAAGCAGGGAAGAAGAAGAGAGGACGGUAUGCGACCCGUGCGCUGGCCAGUUCAGCCAAGAAGAAUUUUCUAGAGAGAGAGCAGAAGGGGGGCGAGGAGGAGGGCGAGAGGAAGAACGAGGAAGACGACGUGAGUGGUAUCAGGACGGCGGCGAGGAACGGUGAGGAGUCUGCGACUAAGUAUCAUCAUACACGGCAUGAUGUGGGCGGCGUUCCCGAGGGGGGUGGUUUCUCAGGUGAUGGUGUCGUCGUGGAGGUCGUGAGUACGACAGAAGCUGAACCUCCGAGUCCGAAGAUUGUCGCUCGUAGAUCCGUUGAAAAUCAAGAGCGACAAAGCGCAGAUCUGAACGACGACGAGGAGGAGGAGGAGGAGGAGGAGGUGGAGGUGGUGGAGGAGGUGAACAGUGGGCAGAGGAGCAUGAUGAACAAGGCGAAGAAAGGACGUGAUGGGUGUGGAAAAGGAGUGCGAAAGGAGGUGAACCGCGAGGAGAGCAGCAUGAUGAAGAAGGCGAAGAAAGGACGUGAUGGCUGUGGAAAUGGAGUGGGAAAGGAGGUGAACCGUGAGGAGAGGAGCAUGAUGAAGAAGGCGAAGAAAGGACCUGAUGGCUGUGGAAAUGGAGUGGGAAAGAGGCCUAGACGAUCUGGUAAAGUGGGUACAGCUGAGAAAGGAGGGAGAUUAGAAACGCCAGAGAGAUGCGGGAGGAGGAGGAAGAAACGAGCAAGAGUAGACAGGGGGAGAGAGGCAGCCGGAGGAGGUAGUGAGGAUGGCCGCCAGGAAGUGGCCAAAGAAGGAGGAGGAGAGAGAAAGGAAGAGCAGCAGCUAAUCAGCUCGAAAGGAGGGGGAGGUGGUCAAGAACAAAGCAGCGGAGAGGGUGGUAUGCAAGGAGGAAGAGGAGGAAGAGGAGGGGUGCAGACUGCUGGCAAAAGAGGGAGUGGAGACUCCACUCCACACAUCGUGGAGGUGGAAAGAACAGGCUUAUCUGAUGAGCAGAAGGUUCGUGAAAGGGCGUCGAAACUGAAGAGACUGGAGCGGGAAUUGGAAUUAAGAGCAUUCUUAUCUCUGGAAGAUUGUAAGCAAUCGGUGCUGAGCAAGACCCGAAGGGGAUCGCUGCCGCCGCUUGCCUCUGCUGGUCGUAUCGUCGAUCGCACGAGAAGCGGACGGGCCGUUCUAACGCCAUCUCCUUGGUGGACUGCCCGCCUCCCAAGGUUCUCUCUCUCACCCACUCCUCUUCCAGCUCUCUCGGUCUCUGCUCAUCCUCGCGUACACGGGGACAAAGACAAUCGGGUGUCGGAGAAAGAGUGCGGAACUGGAUCCCGGAAAGGCAAGACAAAGAAAGGGGGUUGAAAUUCAUCACCGUCUUCCGCCGAACAUAACGCACAUGCGUUGUAAACGAAUAUACAAUGAAUAUGUUGUUUUCUAUUCGAAUACAUCGCAUCUGCGUUCUAUUCGGACACCCGGAGUAUUCGAACACAACGCAUAUGCGUUCUAUUCGAGUUAUGGAGUUUUUAUUUUCCCGAUAACUCGAAUACAACACAUAUGCGUUAUGUUCUGGGGAAGACGGAGUAAUUUCUCCUAUUACGUGCGCCGCCUUCUACCGUACUCAUCCCAACAUUAGAGCUGGACUUGGCCCAACAGUCAGUCUACAUGCAGUGAUAAUGACCGUGCGUUCUAUUCGGUUAAAGAAGGGAGUGUUCUUCGAGUGAAUUGACGUCUUGAUUUCAAUAAACAGACGGCACGAACGUUGGGUCGCGUGGGCAUCUCAGGGCGUACUCACACGUAGGACUUUUUCCACUUCUCUGUGGACGAGUUGUUGGGCUGUCAGAUGCAUUCAGGCGGGAUUGGGAAGGCGGUCAUAUACAUGCAGGAAAGCCGUUGUGUGUGUAUAACCUCAGAGAGAGGAGAGGGUUUGAUACCAGAGCCUCGCUUUGCACUUACAGGUUCGUCUUUCUGCGAACAAGGACGCCAACGUGGGACGAUACUUCAAGGUUCUCUCUCUCUCUCUCUCUCUCUCUCUCUCUCUCUCUCUCUCUCUCUCUCUCCCCUGCCGUUUCUUCCGCCAUAAGUCGUUUGCACACUGCACACUGUACACUGCACGGUAUUAGGUGUUUGGAGGAUAGAGUCGGGAUGCCGUCUCUCUCUCUCUCUCUCUCUCUCGCUCGCUCGCUCUCUCCUGCCCUUUCUUCCGCCAUAAGUUGUUUGUACACUGCACACUGUACAUUGUACGGUAUUAGGGAUUAGGAGGAUAGAGUCGGGAUCGGGUCACGUUCCGGUAAUGUAUAUGGUGUAUGAUGCCAUCCAGAAGCACGUUGUAUAUAAAUGUGAUUUUGACAGACAAAGCUCACAGAGGAGUUUCGAUUUCUCUAUUUGUGGGAGGAUAGCGAGUAAUGGGAGGAUAGUGAGCGGGGAGUCGAGGUAUGUAGGUACACAGAGUGAUCACCAUUUUCCUGACAACUGUACUACAUGAUGUGAAGGAUGACCAUAGUUUACCCUAUCCUGGAUUUCUGAGCACAAAAUUUGUUGAAGACACUGGGGCUUGUGUCUUUGCUUGGAACCCAAGGAGAGUGUCUAGUCUCAAUCCGGCUGCUGGAGAGGUGUGAAUCUGUGAACCAAGAGAGAACAAAAGUAAUACUGGAAAGUUGUUUAUUCCCGAGAACAAAGUUCAACAAACGUC
Molecule: messenger RNA, 7387 nt
Organism: Chara braunii
Lineage: Eukaryota; Viridiplantae; Streptophyta; Charophyceae; Charales; Characeae
Source: the annotation of a GenBank genome assembly